UCCUGAGUUACGGAAGCCGCCUGUGCACGUUGGGGUGACAAGGCGGCUGAGGUGUUGGGGGCGAUGUCCUUGGAGGUGACCAGGACGACCGCAGGGAUGGUGCUAGAGCUGUAUGUCUCAGAUCGAGAAGGUAAUGAUGCUACGGGAGAUGGAACCAAAGAGAAACCAUUUAAAACAGGUCUAAAGGCUUUGAUGACAGUAGGAAAAGAACCAUUUCCUAUCAUUUAUGUAGAUUCACAAAAAGAAAAUGAGAGGUGGGAUGUUAUUUCUAAAUCACAGAUGAAAAACAUUAAAAAAAUGUGGCACAGGGAACAAAUGAAGAAUGAAUCCCGGGAAAAGAAAGAGGCUGAAGAUAAUUUGCGAAGAGAAAAGAACCUGGAAGAAGCAAAGAAAAUUACCAUUAAAACCGACCCAAGUCUUCCAGAGCCAAAAUGCGUGAAGAUUCAUGCUUUAGAAGGAUAUAGAGGCCAAAGAGUAAAGGUGUUUGGCUGGGUCCACAGGUUGCGUAGACAAGGAAAGAAUUUAAUGUUUCUGGUGUUGCGAGAUGGUACAGGUUAUCUUCAGUGUGUCUUGUCAGAUGAGUUGUGUCAGUGUUACAAUGGAGUAGUCUUGUCCACUGAGAGUAGUGUUGCAGUGUAUGGAAUGCUAAAUCUUACCCCAAAGGGCAAGCAGGCUCCGGGGGGCCACGAGCUGAGCUGUGACUUCUGGGAACUAAUAGGGUUGGCCCCUGCUGGAGGAGCUGAUAACUUGAUCAACGAAGAGUCUGAUGUUGACGUCCAGCUCAACCACAGACACAUGAUGAUCCGAGGAGAAAACAUGUCCAAAAUCCUAAAAGCACGUUCCACAGUCACCAGGUGCUUUAGAGAUCACUUCUUUGAUAGAGGGUACUGUGAAGUUACUCCUCCAACACUAGUGCAGACGCAAGUAGAAGGUGGGGCUACACUCUUUAAGUUGGACUACUUUGGGGAAGAGGCCUUUUUGACUCAGUCCUCUCAGUUGUACCUGGAGACCUGCAUUCCAGCCCUGGGAGAUGUUUUUUGUGUUGCGCAGUCAUACAGGGCAGAACAAUCCAGAACACGAAGGCACCUGGCUGAAUAUACUCAUGUGGAAGCUGAGUGCCCUUUUCUGACCUUUGAGGACCUCCUGAACCGGCUGGAGGACUUGGUUUGUGACGUGGUAGACAGAGUCUUGAAAUCACCUGUAGCGAGCAUUGUGUAUGAUCUCAACCCGAACUUCAAGCCCCCAAAACGGCCUUUCAAACGGAUGAACUAUUCAGAUGCUAUUGUGUGGCUAAAAGAACACAACAUAAAGAAAGAAGAUGGAACUUUCUAUGAAUUUGGAGAAGAUAUCCCAGAAGCUCCUGAGAGACUGAUGACAGACACUAUUAAUGAACCAAUCCUGCUGUGUCGAUUUCCUGUGGAGAUCAAGUCCUUCUAUAUGCAGCGAUGUCCUGAGGAUUCCCGCCUUACUGAAUCUGUUGAUGUGUUGAUGCCUAAUGUUGGUGAGAUUGUGGGAGGCUCGAUGCGUAUCUGGGACAGUGAAGAAAUACUGGCAGGUUAUAAAAGGGAAGGGAUCGACCCCACUCCCUAUUACUGGUAUACAGAUCAGAGAAAAUAUGGUACAUGUCCUCAUGGAGGAUAUGGCUUGGGCUUGGAACGAUUCCUAACUUGGAUUCUAAAUAGGUAUCACAUCCGAGAUGUGUGCUUGUACCCUCGAUUUGUGCAGCGCUGCAAGCCAUAACUGAUUCCUCCUGAAGCGUGAAGGGAAAAAAUAUGGUUCAUGAAAGGAACAGACUGGCUCUUCAAAAAAAAAAAAAAUCCAGAAAAACAGACAGCCAAAAUCUUCCCUUUUUUUUUUCCAUUGGGGUAUAACUGUUUCUGUUUUCUCUUUCUGUUUUUUUAUUCCUACUACCAUAAAAAGUAGCCCAAAUUGCGUGAACAUCAAGUGACAUUGAUGCUAUCAUUUAAGAAAAAAUAUUUAUUACAGAGUUUGGGGGAAAUAUGUGAUGUGUAACUCUGUAGUCAUGGACAUAUUUCAGCAUUUUAUCCAAUUAUAGGUCAUAAUCUUUAUGUUAUAUAUACCACAUAUUUCAUUAAACAGUUUUUAAUUAUGGCAUAAGACAUUCCAGUAACUUAAUGUUCCUGUCCUUUUAAGUGUGACUGGAAUUCUUUAAUUUAUAUAAUUUCAUUGUAACAUUGUGUUAAGUCAAGCAUCUUGGGUAAGAAUUGACAAUAUGGUGUAAAAAUCUGCCAGCAUUAGAACAGGGUGUAAUUCAGCAGUAGAUACUAGAAUCAAAUGAGUACAGUCUUUUGCAUCAGUUGCUAAUCUGUUCUAAAUCCGUAUUGCUGCUUAUAAUUCUAAGGCAUAUGAAUUAAUAUGGAAGAAUUUGUAAAAAUGGAAUUGCUUUAAAGAAUUUGAAGUAAAAGCAUAAUUGGGGUCGGGGAAGAGUACUUAAAUAAUUCACAGCAUCCCUCUGAGCAUUAGUUUUAGCUAAAGAGGCAGACUAAUCUUUCCCCUUUCUUGGUAAUUCCUAAAUAAUUAAGAAUAAAUAAUUUCCAAAAGAAUUUGCAGCUGGAAUCUUGAUAACAUUUUAAGUGGCUGUUUUGAGUCAUCCCCACCAUAUCCUUUGACCUUAUCUGUGCUUCUUAGGAACUCACAGUAGGCUUAAUGAAUGGCUUCAUUUCAGAUUUUGUUUAUUUUCCCAAAUGCAUGUCAUGUAUUUUCAGUAGGCUGUAUUCCCAGCAAUUAAUAAAUGAACACACAUAAAAACUU
Cynocephalus volans (Philippine flying lemur) is the source of this 2772-nucleotide messenger RNA. It is a transcript of the gene NARS1, whose product is annotated as asparaginyl-tRNA synthetase 1. The record is from RefSeq and is a predicted model, not a curated record. Gene Ontology annotation, molecular function: nucleic acid binding; ATP binding; asparagine-tRNA ligase activity. Gene Ontology annotation, biological process: asparaginyl-tRNA aminoacylation. Gene Ontology annotation, cellular component: cytoplasm. The transcript is spliced from 15 exons. Lineage: Eukaryota; Metazoa; Chordata; Mammalia; Dermoptera; Cynocephalidae. The coding region runs from base 64 to 1740 and encodes 558 amino acids.